CCUUAUCCGAAAUAAAACCCACCAACAGCCGAUUCACCUCGGCGGCAUACCGUCACCUCCCAUAAGCCCAAACCACGGGCCGCCGGCGGUAACUGGAACGCCUUAUAGGACUCCCUCUUCCUCCACUCCUCUUACCGAUCCCCAAAUCGUCUCACCAUCUCCGCCGCAAUGCCCUCGGCCGCUGCCGCCUCUGUCACCGCCACUUCCUCUCUUUUCUUUGUUGGUCAAACCCUCAAGCCUCCCGCCCUCAUCCGUUUCCGCCGCUCCGCCUCUACGGAGGUCUUCUCCUCCCGCGCCCGAUUCCCGCGCCUCGUCCCCGUCCGCGCCGCCGUUGCCAUCGAGAAGGAGACCCCCGAGAACGAGCGGCCCGAGACCUUCCUCCGCGAGGCCGAUGGAUCCCAUUCCGCCGCUGCAUCAGCGUCCGCCUCCGUUCGCGCCCGCUUCGAGCGGAUGAUCCGGGAGGCUCAGGAUGAGGUGUGCGCCGCUAUCGAGGAGGCCGAUGGCGGAGGAACGUUCAGGGAGGAUGUUUGGUCGCGGCCGGGAGGAGGGGGCGGCAUCAGCCGGGUCCUGCAGGACGGGGCGGUGUGGGAGAAGGCCGGGGUUAAUGUAUCGGUGGUGUACGGGAUUAUGCCGCCGGAGGCUUAUCGUGCCGCCAAGGGGGAGGCUGGAGCCACGGAUGGGUCGGCAAAGGCGGGGCCUGUACCGUUCUUUGCAGCUGGAAUCAGUUCGGUUUUGCAUCCAAAAAAUCCAUUUGCACCAACAUUGCAUUUCAACUACCGGUACUUUGAAACUGAUGCACCAAAAGAUGCUCCUGGGGCACCCAGGCAAUGGUGGUUUGGUGGCGGCACUGAUUUCACCCCCGCUUAUAUCUUUGAGGAAGAUGUUAAGCAUUUCCACAUGAUCCAAAAGCAAGCAUGUGAUAAAUUUGAUCCAAGUUUCUAUCCCCGAUUCAAGAAAUGGUGUGAUGAUUACUUCAUUAUAAAGCAUCGCGAUGAAAGGCGUGGCUUAGGUGGCAUAUUUUUUGACGACCUUAACAACUACGAUCAGGAGAUGCUUCUUGCUUUCUCUACGGAAUGCACAAAAUCUGUUGUCCCAGCAUACAUUCCCAUUAUAGAACGAAGGAAAAACACACCUUUUAACGAGCAGCACAAGGAGUGGCAACAAUUACGAAGGGGACGCUACGUAGAAUUCAAUCUGGUAUAUGAUCGCGGCACAACAUUUGGUCUGAAGACCGGAGGACGGAUCGAAAGCAUCCUUGUUUCCCUUCCACUAACUGCUCGGUGGGAAUAUGACCAUCAACCCGAGGAAGGAACCGAAGAAUGGAAACUCUUAGACGCAUGUAAAAACCCAAAGGAAUGGCUCUAAUCUUCACCAAAUAUUCGAUAGACAAGCAACUAUAAGUUAAAUUUAUUGCUGGUUUGUGUUGAGCACAAGGAACCUUAUGAUUUAUCUACAUUCUAGGCCCAUUUGUAGCAUGGAUAAAUUUGAUCAGGAAUGGAGUCAAACAGAGAUUGUAAUGAGUUGCAUAAUUUUAAUCUAUUCAAGGUUUUGCAAAA
Molecule: messenger RNA, 1556 nt
Organism: Zingiber officinale
Lineage: Eukaryota; Viridiplantae; Streptophyta; Magnoliopsida; Zingiberales; Zingiberaceae
Product: oxygen-dependent coproporphyrinogen-III oxidase, chloroplastic-like
Exons: 8
Coding region: 169-1365 (398 amino acids)
Cellular component (GO): chloroplast stroma; cytoplasm
Molecular function (GO): coproporphyrinogen oxidase activity
Source: RefSeq, a predicted model, not a curated record